AUGUCUGGGCUGAUACUGAAUGAUGUUAGUGAGAGGAGCGUUUUCGCAUUAUUACACUGUUUGGUGGAUGCAGGAGUUGCACCAGUUUGGUGCCAAGUGACACCACGACUGGUACAAGUGUCAAGUUCACAUCUUGCUGUGCAUCUUUCGCUUUUUGUUUCAUUUCCUGAGUUCCGUGUGAAUUUAUCAAGCAUGAACAACUUUUAUGAUAGGAAAGAUAGGACAUUAUUCGUGUCGAUGAUCCACAAAUCCAUCACGGAUGACGACCUUUACGCACUAUUGAGUCGUGCUGGUCCUAUAGAGAAAGUCAUUUUCAAAGAAAAUCAGGAUGGCACUCCAUUGCACGCUCUCGUCAUCUUCAGAAAUGUCGAAUCUGUUGUCUUUUCAAUGAUCCAUAUCCUUCCAAUGGUUCGGUCAUCAAAACUGAUCGAGUUGCGCCCAUUACGGUAA
This is a messenger RNA of Haemonchus placei, 450 nucleotides long. NCBI's taxonomy places the organism in Eukaryota, Metazoa, Nematoda, Chromadorea, Rhabditida, Trichostrongylidae. The record is from the annotation of a GenBank genome assembly.